ACCUGGUGACACCGGAUCCGUCACCUUAGGGUGGAGUGAGGGAAGCACCUGGGGAUCAGCUUACUAAUUCGAGGGGCCAAUGAAUUAUUCACGCCACCAUUAACUUGGAGGCCCUUUCAGCCUCACCUCUCUUUCCCCUGCUUCGGACCCUUAGACCCUGGCCUGCAGACUUGUGGGGCCCCCCCGAGAGGAGAUGCUGACAGAGCUGGGGUACUGCCUGCUGCUGGCAGUGGCACUGCUGGGCCCGGGACCCAGGGCCCGAGCCAUGAAAGGUGUCAAAUGUGGGGGUGUGCUCUCAGCACCUUCCGGAAACUUCUCCAGCCCCAAUUUCCCCAGACCCUACCCCUACAACACGGAGUGCAGCUGGCUGAUCGUGGUGGCCGAGGGCUCCUCCGUGCUGCUCACCUUCCACGCCUUCGACCUGGAGUACCACGACACCUGCGGCUUUGACUUCCUGGAGAUCUACAACGGCGCUGCAGCAGAGCCGGGCAACCUGCUGGGGAGGUUCUGCGGCCAGGUGCCCCCGCCACCCUUCACCUCCUCCUGGCACGUCCUGUCUGUCAUCUUCCACUCUGAUAAGCACGUGGCCAGCCGUGGCUUUUCUGCAGGCUAUCAGAAAGAUGUGUGUGGUGGCGUCCUGACGGGCUUGUCGGGGGUCCUCACCAGCCCCGAAUACCCGAACAAUUACCCCAACAACGUGGAGUGCCACUGGGUGAUCCGGGCCACUGGUCCUGCCACCGUCAAGCUGGUGUUCGUGGACUUCCAGGUGGAGGACAGCGAUGAGUGUGCCUAUGACUACGUGGCUGUGCUCGGGGCGCCGGGCCCUGUCCACAGGCACCGCUACUGUGGCAGCUCCAGGCCGCCCACCCUGGUGUCGCUGGGCCAUGAGCUGCAGGUGAUCUUUAAGUCCGACUUUAACAUCGGAGGCCGGGGGUUCAAGGCCUACUACUUCUCAGGAGAAUGCCAGGAGGUGUACACAGCUGUGCGGGGCAACUUCUCCAGCCCAAACUACCCCAGCUCCUACCCCAACAACAUCCGCUGCCACUGGACCAUCCGCCUGCCUCCUGGCUACCGGGUUAAGAUGUUCUUCCUGGACCUGGAACUGGAAGAGCCCAACAGCCUGACCAAGACCUGCGACUUUGACCAUCUGGCAGCCUUCGAUGGGGCCAGCGAGCAGGCACCCCUGCUGGGGAGCUGGUGUGGCCGCCACCUGCCACCCCCGGUCACCUCGAGCCGCAGCCAUCUCCUGCUCCGGCUGCACACAGACCGCAGCACCACCCGCCGGGGCUUCUCUGUGGCCUACCUCGGAGUAGUGCCCAUGAACGUGAGCUGCUCCCGCACGGACUUCCAGAUCCUGAUCUCCACACAGGCGCUGGCCCCGCUGGGGCAGACCCAGGUCUACCUGGGCAGCCGGCGCUGUGCUGCCCAGGAGGUCGGCGGCACCUUCCGGAUUCAGGCCCGCUUUGACACCUGCGGUACCGAGUCUCAGAGAAGGAACAACACGUCGGUGAUCGUCAGCGUACUGUACAUCGCCUUCUCGGCUGCCGGGCAGGACGACACCCAGGAGUACGAGGUCCGCUGCGAGCCCCGGCGCAAGGAGGCGUCCGUGCACCUGCUGUCUGGCUCCCACUGGCUGGGGCCCUACGCCGCCGCAGCCGAGCCCCUCCAGGAAGCGCCGCCCAGGGAUGAGGUGGAAGCAGCGGAGGUCCCCAUGGCCAUGGUGGCCCAGGACACCAGUGACAUUGUCUUCCUGGGCCUUUGCAUCCUGGCUGGAGUCCUCAUGGUCAUUGCCAUCGUGGUCCUGAUGCUGCUGUGAGCAGGCUGGGCGGGGCCCCGGCCACCCGCAUCCCUGGGAGUCGGCUGGGGAACCCUACAAAAGGGGCGGAACCAGGCCUCGCUGACGUGUUGGUGACCCCGGGGCAAAUCACUGUCCCUCUCUGAGCCUCAGUUUCCUCAGGACCGUUGCUCCACCAUGCUUAUCUCCCAGGGCUGACCUGAGGCUCAGAGAAGGGCGUGGACGGGUGAGAGCUCUGUAAACUAUGGCGUGACAUGGCUGUGUAGGCAGCUGUUGUCAUUAGUUUCAAAGACAGAAAAGAACUGUGUGUGUUACUCUUACUGGAGACAGAGUGGAUAAAGCUGACUCCUUCUGUGACUUGUGGGAGUGUCACCAACUCAGGGUGCAAGUAAGGGCAUCUCUUACUUUUCUGAAGAGUCGAGAAUCCCAAGCCUUCGUCAGCAGGAUGUUCCUGAUGCAUCGGGAUCCUUCACUCUCUCCGAAUGGCCUGAGAACCCUGAGGACUUCAUCUGAAGCAGCCCAGUCUUGCCUUCAGACUCCAGAAUAGAGGAAGCGAGCAGAAACCCCACUGAGCACUGUCAUUUCCGGCCUUGCCACAUGGUGUCGCUGCUGAAGACUGGCCAUGUGUGUGGAGGUGGUGAUGCCCUGCAGGGGCAGAUCCCUGUAUAAGCCACAGGCAGGCCCACACCGUGCUCAGCAGUGAGGCUGGAGGCUGAGGACCGGUGUCUCCAUCGAGUUGGUGUCUGUCCUGAAAUACCUUAUGAUCCUUGACUGAAAAGCUGAGGGAGGUCCCAUGUGUCUCUGUCCUCCUCACCCUGAUGUUGACCUUAGGCUGCCAGCCCGCCCUCCCUCUCCACAUGAGUUCUCUUGGAGCCCUCUGGACCUUCUCCUGCCGUUGGACUUCACUCAGAGCUACUCCAGUCUACUCAGAGCUACUUCAGGCCACCCACAUUUCUCUAAGUUCCUCCCCAGGGAGCAGGGCUGGGUUCUGCAUGCUGACCUGUGGGAAGGCCUCGGGCAUCUUUGUGUGGACUGGCUCUUGCCUCCCCAGAGCUCCACAUACCCAGAAGUGGAGCAAUCUUGUUAAUGAAAAAGAAACAAACAAUGCAUUUGUAAUGCACCACUUUCCCUUGCUCACCUUUCUAUUGCAUAAUAAAUCAUUCAAUUAAAUCCUUCCCAAUAGCAGAAAUCUCCAACCCGACCGUGCUGACCACUGGCAUCAGUUUUAAAAGCUGUGGCCUAAUCAUAAAAUUCCUUCAACAACCCAACAAGCAUCCACUGGUUUCCGGCUG
This is a messenger RNA of Phyllostomus discolor (pale spear-nosed bat), 3087 nucleotides long. It is a transcript of the gene CDCP2, whose product is annotated as CUB domain containing protein 2. Lineage: Eukaryota; Metazoa; Chordata; Mammalia; Chiroptera; Phyllostomidae. The record is from RefSeq and is a predicted model, not a curated record. The coding region runs from base 194 to 1816 and encodes 540 amino acids. The transcript is spliced from 6 exons.